Messenger RNA from Cladophialophora psammophila CBS 110553, 849 nucleotides. RefSeq lists its product as uncharacterized. Gene Ontology annotation, molecular function: catalytic activity. Lineage: Eukaryota; Fungi; Ascomycota; Eurotiomycetes; Chaetothyriales; Herpotrichiellaceae. The transcript is spliced from 4 exons. Bases 1 to 849 code for a protein of 282 amino acids. The record is from RefSeq and is a predicted model, not a curated record.
AUGUCUACAUGGGCCCAUCUUAUCCGAUUUGUCGCGGUCGAGGACGGCAAGGUGCACCUAGGGCAACCCAUCGACAACGCACGGGACAUCGGCCUCGACACCUUUGAUGAAGUCACGGUUCAGGCAUUCCGCAUCGAAGGAACCAUAUUCGACGGCAGAGUGACUAAGGAGGUCGUCACCGUAAAGAAGCUCCUGGCCCCCAUUGCGAAGGAAGAAUGCACAUACAUCCGUUGCAUCGGCAUGAAUUACCGCGACAAUGCCAAAGUACGUAAUGCCCCGCUCCUAUGUAGCAUGUUCACCAAGCCUCGAACCGCCUUGGCAGAUCCGUUUCCGGCGCCCCUUUCCGUUCCAAAAACCUCUCAAGACGACUCCAGUGAUUAUGAGGCAGAGCUUUGCGUCGUCAUUGGACGAGGUGGUCGAAAUAUCGCAAAAGAAGAUGCGUUGAACCAUGUCCUGGGGUACACGGUGUCGAACGAUGUUUCUUCCCGGAGACUGCAAAUGAGUGAUCAACAGUGGUCCUUCUCCGAAGGACUAGAUUCUUCCUGCCCGAUCGGUAUACCCUCAGCAGCUGCACAUCUAGGCUACAUACAACGGCCAGAUUGUGCAAGCCGACACGACAGGGUGGGUGACGAACCCAAGAGCAACAUGGUAUUUGGUGUGGCGGAACUGAUCAGUUAUCUGUCUCAGGGGACCACAUUGGAGCCAGGCGCUCUUGUUUUGACUGGAACAACAGCGGGAGUAGGGUUCAAGCGGAACCCGAAGAUAUUCCUGCAAGACGGCGGGGAUAUUCGGGUGUAUAUCCAGGCUCUAGGUACACUUCUCAACCGCGUCAAGUACGAGGAUUGGUAA